This is a messenger RNA of Symbiodinium sp. CCMP2592, 1111 nucleotides long. Lineage: Eukaryota; Dinophyceae; Suessiales; Symbiodiniaceae. The record is from the annotation of a GenBank genome assembly.
GCCGUAUGCCGCCUUGCAGCAUGAAGCUUUUGUGGCCGGCAUCGCAGCCUUGGCAGCUCGAUUUACCAAUGCGGCGCUCGCAUUGCUGCAGGCCUUGGCUCAGUCGUGCUCUCUGAACUCUGGUCGCUGCGCUGGUCUGCUGCCGUGCUUUGUUCCUGUGAUUCGGGACACCCUCGAUCUAGCCGCCGUGGAGCUCCAGCGAACAGCGCGGGGAGCAACCGCCCACCUUUGUCGAGGCAGCGCACCGGCCGCUCUUAUUGCUCUCGUGGCGGCUGUGGAUAGCCAGGCGAGCUCCUAUCCGUCAGUGACGACGGAGUGUAUCACCCUGAGGAGUAGUCUUUCGAAUCUCCGGUGCGGCAGCUUCUACGACCUGGGUCUCCAGUGUGUCUACAGCCUCUUCCAGGCUCGGUCCCUCUUGGCUGCGGCAUUCAGAGACUUGAGUCGCCAAGACGACCAGAAGCGCAGGCUCCAGUGGGCUUUUGUUCGACAUCUGGGGCGAGAUCGGACCGACAUCUUAGCAGGCCUGCUCUCAAUGUUGGCCCAAGAGGGCCGUGAGCUUCGGGCAGCAGAGGUGGGCGUCUUCAAAGCCGGCACAUCGAGUCGGCUGCUGGACCUCUUCGAGAACCUGAGGAUUCUCCUGGUCGACCCGUAUCAUUUGCACACGGAGAACCACACGGCGGAGUUUCAACAACUGGAGGAGUUCUACGUCUCGUCCAAGUCAACGUUUCUGGAAGCAUCGCGGGCGACGCAACGCUUCCGGCAGCGGGCAUCCUUUGUGCUGCAGAGCAGCGGCAGCCUGCAAUGGCUGAGGGGCGAUCUUGACUUUGUCUUCCUCGAUGGCGACCACCGCUACAGCAGCGUGCGGCGGGAUCUGAAGGUGUUUUGGCGCCUCCUCCGUCCUCACGGCAUCCUGGCCGGCCACGACUUCUCCCCGACCUUUCCGGGAGUGGUUGAGGCGGUGACAGAGUUUGCGUUGGAGUUUGAACUGGAGCUGCUCCUUGCCCCAGAGGUCUGGUUUAUUUUCAAACCUUCGGACCAGCACGGUUCCCCGAACCCGUCGCGGCCCGACUGGCUUUCCAAGGCGAGUCGUCGAGGCAGCUGCUACGAUUGA